GUGAAGAGAAAUUGACAGUAAGUUCACUGAAAUAAUGAAAGCACAACCUGACGAACUUUUGAAGCAAAAUAAAGAUGGCACCAGAGGCGUUAAACAACAGGAACCCAGAAAAUAAGUUUGCAUGAUCUGUUGCUGGUGUUACUUUAACUGUGCCAAUGUCAGGACAGAAGAAGAUGGUGGUAUGCUGUGCAAAAAAUUGCCCCAACAUCGGCUUAAUCCCCUUAAGUACUUCAAGCCCUGCUCUUCUGCACUCCUUCCCCCGGGGGGGCUCCAGCAGGUACAAGUUAUGGGUGGGCAUGGUGGGCGUCUCUCCCUUACCUGCUGUGCCCAAACUGUGCUCGCUUCAUUUCACACCAGAUCAGUACAAGAGAACAGGCAUCGGCAAUCAUACCCAAACACUAAAGAAUGAAGACCAUUCAAGGCCAAAGAAGCUUAAGAAAAAUGCCGUGCCCUCCCUGUUCUAUGACAGUGAUGGAGAGCUCUUUGAAAUGGUACCAGUCACAAUUCCAGAGUCCUCAGAUGAGGACCCUGUUGAAGCAACACUAAACUCUUGUUCAAAGGGGCUUCAUUCAGUUUACACUGAAGGCCAGCAAGAUACUCAGGACUCUGGAACAUUCCCUAUAGCACGUAAUAUUGUUGAGACUGAGGAGAACAGUGGCUACACGCUCCAUCACAGUGUUACUGUGAGUCAGAGUGGCAGUCAGCAGCAUACCUCAGUGGAUAAUGGCAUAAGUAAAACAGAUGCUGCAGCCAGUGGAACCCUAUUAGCACACGACUUGACAGGAGAAAAAAGACGGGUUAUUGGGAAUCCUCCAGGGAACAUGAGAUUUGAAAUGGCUGCUCACGGAUGCAACUUCUGUGGCAUGACCUUUCCCUCUCACCUGAACUUGGUCUCUCACUUGAGGGUGCAUCACACCCGUCCCCUGAAGUGCCGCUCCUGUGGCCUGCAGCUUCCCAACCACUGGAAACUGAACCAGCACUUGAAGAUCCAUGGUAAAUUAUUCCCAGAGAGCAAAGCCUCCAUUACUUCCUCUGUGGUAAACCAAGAGCUCCUGCUUGGGACCACAAAGUUAUUUGAGUGCAAAGAAUGUGGCAGAAAGUUUGAAAGUCAAUUUUGGCUAGCUAUGCACGCCCAGGUCCACUUGUCCAGCUGGCAUAAGGCUCAGGAGAGGGCGCUUCUUCGUCGCAAGGAAUCAUCAGAAGCAAGGACUUCCAACCAGCCUGUGACAACCAUUCUGCAGGGAAGUCUUUCGGUUCUCACCCAGUCCCCACUUUUUCGAUCCCGGGAAGUCCUUAUGAAUGAAAUCUCAGGAAAGACAGAGAUGCCUCAAUUCUCCGCCCAAGGCUCACCUGAAUUGAACUCUUCUGAUGACUCUUCCACUAAAUUUCCAGAAGAAUGGCAGGAAGUUUCCAUGAGAAAAACCUGCCCAAAGUUCAGCUUCCCAGUGGAGUCCCUAGCCCAAAAUUCACAGAAUGGAGAAACCUCCAACUUCCCAGCCUUGGAAUCAAGAUCUGAAACAUGUCUAAAAAUCUGCAUGUUUCAUCCAUGCCACGAAACCAAAACCUCAGAUGCCACCACAAUGGGUUUUGUCAAGAAAGUGUAUCUCUGCCAACAAAACAAAGAAACAACGGGGACAUGUGAGAAAGUUGAAACAUGUGAAAGUCAUACUGGCAAAGCUGUGCCACCCAAUGCCCAAGGCCAUUUUGAACUACUGCAUUCACCUCUUACAGCCUUGAAUAAACUAUGUGUACAACCUGCCAGUCAACUGCAGUUUUCCCUCAAAGCACGUCGCUGUUUGGACUGCGGUGGACGUUUCACCUGGCCACACUCACUUGCUGUACAUCGGCGGAAGAGACAUAGGAAACUGCCGUCUUCCAAGCACGUGUGCCACUGUGGCCGAUCAUUCGGUUACCGCCUCGACCUUUUUCAUCACGAGUUGGGACAUGUCCAAUCCGGCAGCUACAUCUGCUGCCUUUGUGGAGUGUCAUUUAGGAAAAGUGCCAAGCUGGUCAGUCACUGGCAGAGGCACCGUGGCAAUGGGCCGCUGUUGAAGUGCAUUUGUGGAUUAACGUUUACAAGGGUUGGAAACUUUGUCUGGCACCUGCUCAAGAAUAAGCCAUGACUGCACUGAAGCAUCCAGUUCAGACCAUACCAAAUCAAAUGUGGCCAAAGCACUGCUGUGAAUUUAUGGAUUGCAAGGUUUUGGGUAUACUUCCAUGGUGGACAGGAGCACAAAAUGGAUAUGUGUAAACCAGCUCAUAUUUGAUGCUCUAAAAA
Messenger RNA from Conger conger (European conger), 2278 nucleotides. RefSeq names its product zinc finger protein 30-like. NCBI's taxonomy places the organism in Eukaryota, Metazoa, Chordata, Actinopteri, Anguilliformes, Congridae. Gene Ontology annotation, molecular function: RNA polymerase II cis-regulatory region sequence-specific DNA binding; DNA-binding transcription factor activity. Gene Ontology annotation, biological process: regulation of transcription by RNA polymerase II. The transcript has 4 exons. The coding region runs from base 156 to 2123 and encodes 655 amino acids. The record is from RefSeq and is a predicted model, not a curated record.